Molecule: messenger RNA, 1554 nt
Organism: Dromiciops gliroides (monito del monte)
Lineage: Eukaryota; Metazoa; Chordata; Mammalia; Microbiotheria; Microbiotheriidae
Gene: KRT78
Product: keratin 78
Exons: 9
Coding region: 1-1554 (517 amino acids)
Biological process (GO): keratinization; intermediate filament organization
Cellular component (GO): keratin filament
Molecular function (GO): structural constituent of skin epidermis
Source: RefSeq, a predicted model, not a curated record
AUGUCCCGUGUGCCAUUUGGUGCCCAUGGGGGCUUCAGUGCCCGCUCUGCUUGCUCUGCCAGGGCAGGGAACUGGGGUAGAAGUGGCACCCGGGGAGGAAAGACAUCUGGGGGCUUCAGCAGCAGAAGCUUCUGCUCCAUGGGAGAGGCCAGGGGCAUCUCUGGCAGAGGAAGGAGAAGCUGGGGGUCAGGGGGCAGAUUUGGGGCAAAAUUUGGGCAGGGAGGGGUCGGGGCUGGCCUUUGUCCCCCUGGAGGCAUCCGGGAGGUCACCAUCAAUCAGGAUCUCCUGAGUCCUCUCAAGAUUGAGAUUGACCCUCAGUUCCAAAGUGUCCGGGCUCAGGAAACCCAGCAGAUCAGAGCCCUCAACGACCAGUUUGCCUCCUUCAUCGACAAGGUUCGGUUUUUGGAGCAGCAGAACAAAGUGUUGGAGACCAAGUGGCAGCUUUUGCAGGACCAGAAGGAGGGGAUGGGCGGUCCCCUCCAAAGCAUGGAGCCUGUCUUUGAGGCCUAUAUAGCCAGGCUGAGGGGGCGACUAGAGAAACUCCAACGGGAGCAUGGGUCACUGGCCUUGGAGCUGAAGACUUGUCAGGAGCAGGAGGAGGAAUAUAAAACCAAGUAUGACCAAGAGACUCACAAACGUCCCACAGCUGAGAAUGACCUCGUGGUUCUCAAGAAGGAUGCAGAUGGUGUUUUCAUGAGCAAGGUGGAACUAGAAAGCAAGGCAGAUGCUCUUCGAGAAAAGAUCGACUUUUUGAAACGUCUGUUUGAGGAAGAGCUCAGUCAGAUCCAGACUCACGUCGAUGGCACCUCCGUGGUUGUUUCCAUGGACAAUAACCGAUACCUGGACCUGCGUAGCAUCAUUUCAGAGAUUCGAGCCCAGUAUGAUCUUAUUACUCAGAAGAGCAAGGCAGAGGCUGAAGCCAUGUACCAGACUAAGUAUCAGGAACUUCAAAUUUCUGCCAAGAAACAUGGAGACAGCGUAAGAGACACCAAGAUCCAGAUCAGUGAGCUGACGCAAGCAAUUCAGAAACUUCAAAAUCAGAUUGAGAAUGUCAAGAAGCAGAAUACCACAAUCCAGUCUGCUGUCACCGAUGCUGAACAACGAGGAGAACAGGCCCUUAAGGAUGCCCAAGUCAAGGUGGUGGACUUAGAGGCUGCACUUAAGAAAGCUAAGCAAAACAUGGCAAGUCUGCUCCGAGACUACCAGGAGCUGAUAAGCACCAAACUGGCCCUGGAUGUGGAAAUAGCCACCUAUAGGAGACUGCUGGAGGUCGAGGAGUGCAGAAUGUCUGGUGAAUACGUUGACAGUGUCAGCAUCUCUGUGGUUGGUGGAGGUACCACUAGCUCUGGAGGAUGUGGGAACUCAGGGUUCAACUGCUCCAGUGUUGUUGUUGGAGGCUCCCACUCAGCCGGAGGCUCCCACUUCGCCAAAGGUUCCGGUUCUGGCUCCAUCUCUGCCUCUGGUUCCGGCUUCUCGAGAUCCAGUACAGGUUCUGUCACUGGCACCAUCUUGAAGAAGACAACCAUGUCAACUUUGAAGACUAUCACCUAUUGA